Molecule: messenger RNA, 2968 nt
Organism: Ictidomys tridecemlineatus (thirteen-lined ground squirrel)
Lineage: Eukaryota; Metazoa; Chordata; Mammalia; Rodentia; Sciuridae
Source: RefSeq, a predicted model, not a curated record
AGGCUGGGGAUAUAGGUCAGUGAUAGAGCACUUCAGGGUUCAAUCUCUAGUACUGAAAAAUAAAACAAACCAAAGCGAAUUUGGAUUGUGUAGCUAUUGCCAAAGUCCACAGUGAUGUUCCUCUUGCUAAAUCUUUAAUACCUUUAUUUUAUUUUAUUUUUGUGUGGUGCCCAACACCUUGCAUGUGCUAGGUGAGUGCUCUACGGCUGAGCCACAACCCCAGCCCUCAUCUUGCUAAACCAAAUAGUCACCUCUCCUUUCUCUCCUGAAAUGAAGGAGAGAAGUGCUGGAGUGGGGUUAACCACACGGGCAGGGACGGCCCCACCUGAGCCAGGUUAGGCAGACAGGGAGCAGCCAAUGAGAAGUCCUGGGGCAGCAGUGGGCCUGGCCAGUUGAGGAUCUGCACACUUGAAGGCCAGUAUGAGUGUGGCAGAACGAGGGAAGGGGACAGUAGGGGAGGUGGGUCUGAGAGAAGAUGGGACUGGUGGUGAACAGAGGAGACAGGAUGCUCAGGAGCCUGUGAGGCUGAGUCAUGCAGGCCCUGGAGGUGCACUUUGAAUUACAUCUUGGGUGUCCUGGAAGGUUUGAGACAGAGAAGUGAUCAGAUGAGUAAUUUAGAUGACCCUGAGACGCUCACAGAAUGUUCUGUAGGGGACAGGAAAGGAAACAAGGAGAGUGACAGAGGGACUGAUGCAGUGGCCAAGGCCAGGGACGCUGAGGCUUCUCUGGGAUGAAGACAAGAGGGAGGGAGAGGAAUGGACAGAGCGGAGAUGUUUUCAGAACCAAAUGGCAGGAUUGGGAUUCAAGAGCCCCUGCUUGCUCAAUGCCACGGGGAAGUGUUCCUGUUCCCUUCAGACAGGCCAGGGUGGACCUGGGGAGGAGCCAGGACUCCAGCACCCAGGAACUUGCCUUUAAGGUCUCUUAUUAGUCACCCCAACUUCAGACUCCAGGGACUGCCCCCUGAAGUGGGAUCUGUCCCCUGCCUUGAAUUUGGGCCCUCUGACUCUAGUACAAUACAAUGGAACUGAUGACGAGCCAGGUUUUAUUUUAAGCCCUGGCCUUAAGACACUGGCAGCGUCUACUUUCAGUCUCUUGGGACACUCACCCUGGGAACCCAGGCACCACGCUGGAGGAAGCCAAGCAGCCACGUGGAGAAGCCUCGCAGAGCUGUCCCAGCUGACAUCUCCAGCUGAGGUUCCAGGCAAGUGAAGCCGAGGGUGGACUCCAAACCUUGGAGAAGAAGAAAGAGGAGGAGGAAGAGGAGAAGGAGGUGGCAGAGUCAGCGUGCCUGUGGGAGCAAGAGCAAGAGGAGGCAACUGUGGAGGCGUGCUUUGGAGACAACGCUCCAAACUUUCCUGGGACUGGGACUUUGCUGUCUCUGAGGACGAAAGCUCAGGACAAGGGGCCCGUGGAGAACAAACUAGAGUUGCACCCCCUGCAGAACAGGUGGGUUCUAUGGUUCUUCAAGAAUGACCGUAGCAGGGCUUGGCAAGAUAAUCUGCAUAUGGUCACCAAGGUUGACACCGUGGAGGAUUUCUGGGCGAUGUACAGUCAUAUCAAGCUGGCUAGUAAGCUCUCUUCUGGCUGUGACUACGCCAUGUUCAAGGAUGGCAUUAAGCCCAUGUGGGAAGACAGCAGGAAUAAGCGGGGUGGCCGCUGGCUGGUCAGUCUCUCCAAGCAGCAGCGCCACAUUGAUCUGGAUCGUCUGUGGCUGGAGACAUUGCUGUGUCUGAUUGGGGAGAGCUUUGAGGAACACAGCACCGAGGUGUGUGGGGCUGUCAUCAACAUCCGUACCAAGGGUGACAAGAUUGCUGUGUGGACGAGGGAGGCUGAGAACGAGGCCAGCGUCUUGCACAUUGGGCAUGUGUACAAAGAGCGCUUGGGUCUUUCCAUGAAGACCAUCAUUGGGUACCAGGCCCAUGUAGACGCGGCCACCAAGAGCAACUCCCUUGCCAAGAACAAGUUUAUGGUGUGAGGGGGUCUUGGCAUCACUCUGUCAUGUGGGGCCACCACCUCAUAAGCCUCAUCGCUGUGGUGUAUGCAGGACUACACCAUUGAUCCUGGGCUGGGGGAGGGGGCAGACAGCGUGAUUUUUACAUAUUCUGGAGUGCAUAUGAACACUUUUUUCUUUUAUUUUUUUGAGAUGAGACCUUUCUAUGUUGCCUAGCUUAGCCUUAAACUCCUGGGUUCAAACAAUCCUCCCACUUCAGCCUUCCCAGCAGCUGGAACUACUGGUGCUUACACCAUGCCUGGGUUCAUACAAAUACUCUAACAGGUAUUAGGCCCAGGCCCAGGGGCAGCUAGGUGGAAAAGUUUGAGUCCUUCUUUUUGCCUGGGGACAGUGCAGCAGCAAGGUGCAAGAAUCUCUUGGGUUUCCUUCUUUUACCUGGGGGUGGGAAUAUGGGGUGGUCUUGGUAGGGGGCUUGAUGACAAGAUGACAGGAGAAUUCUAUGGGUCCAGUACUUAAUCUGUGCCCACUGGGAAGGGUACUAGGUGGCCUGAGGGGGCAGCCUUUUCCAUUUUGAUGGAGGGGCUGGAGACCACUGAUAUGCUGAGAGUGGGAGUUCAGAGAUGGAGUGUCUCCUCUUUGUGAUGAGUCUCAUUGGAUCUGUCAGUGCCCUUCCUGUAUCCUGUCCCUUCCCUAGAUCACCUGUGCUUGGGUCCCUGGAGUGGGGCAGCCCUUCCUGCCCCCCACUUCAAGUGUCGGAAGGCUAGAGGGAGAACCCAGCUAUUUGUGUGUAUAUAUAUGUAUAUAGAGAGGUGGAUGCUGAGAACUGAGAAGCCCUCCAUGGCUUCUCACCUUCAGCCAGUGGAGUCUGCUUUGCCUGAUUUAGGCCCAGGCCCUAGGACAGGAGCUUGAUGGUAGUGGACGCCCUGCUCUAGUUUUAUUAGAGGUGGAUUCACCUGAAGAUGAUGAAGCUUAAGUUAGGUACUUGUUCUAAAUAAAUACUUCUUAACGAACUUGGAA